Molecule: messenger RNA, 2503 nt
Organism: Seriola aureovittata
Lineage: Eukaryota; Metazoa; Chordata; Actinopteri; Carangiformes; Carangidae
Gene: bmp15
Product: bone morphogenetic protein 15
Exons: 2
Coding region: 179-1459 (426 amino acids)
Biological process (GO): BMP signaling pathway; SMAD protein signal transduction
Cellular component (GO): extracellular region
Molecular function (GO): growth factor activity; cytokine activity
Source: RefSeq, a predicted model, not a curated record
CACGCAUAUCCGAAGGGUUAAUUGGGGUCACCGUCAAUUUCAGGAAGUUGAUUGUCGCGACCAAAAUGGCAGGUGAACAGGUGAGCCUGUAAAAUCGCGCCCUCGGCCGUGCUGGGGAUGGUUGCCAGUCAUAGCCUCGUUGGUGGAGCUCGCUAGCACCAGAGGAUUUAUAACCAACAUGAGGGCGCUGCGUGUCUGCGUCCUGUCCUGUUUCAUCCUCCUGUUGACUUUUACCUGCACCGCGCUAAAAAUGGCCUCCGAGCUCUCUGGCGCGCAUCACCGGCCUCUGACGCACGAGCAGGAAGCGGACCAGAACGUGCAGUUCAUGUUGAGUUUGUACCGGAGCGCGGCCGGACCGGACGGCAGGCCCAAACAGCACCGGAAGUUCGGCUCCAACACGGUCCGACUGCUGAGACCCACGGCGUCUACGGUGCACUACUUGCCAGCGUCGAGAGACUCCCACUACACCUUCACAGUACAGUACAACCUUGACACUCUUCCCUCGGAGCAGCUCAUCAAAGCCUCUUUCAUCCAUCUCCGCUCUUCAUCCUCUUCUUCUUCUUCUUCUUCUUCCUCAACCACAACUUCAAGCACCACCCAGGCCCUUGAGCCGCCCCGAUGCAGAGCUCAGAUCACCUCACUGGGACCGGAGAGCCUGGUCACUCUGGAGCCCCACGAGCGGUGGACGGAGACGGACAUCACGGCACACGUCACCGGGCACGUCCUACAGAGGAAGGACCGGGGCAAGGGGGGACACUUGAUCCUCACUGCCCAGUACCGGUGCACAGAACCUGGGCUUGCUGAAGAGGACGGCAGCCUCUGGUGGCAGACUCGUCGUAGAGGAAGACCGAGAGAGGAACCUCACCUCGAAGUCCCGUCCCUUCUUCUGUACCUGGAGGAGGAGAGGGAAGUGAAGGACUGGAUGGGGGAGUUGUUGGGGGGUGAAGGGGAGAACAUCAUGAGGCGAAUAGGGCAGUGGCACCCUUCGCUUCGCCGGCGCCGUCGCUCCAAAGACUCUUCAGAGGCGAAAGAUCCUUCGCUGGACGCCCUGAAAAACGCCCCUACUUCCUCCUCCUCUUUCUCCACCUCCCCCUCCGCCUCCAUCAUCGCCGAGAUCCCCAACUACAAACGCAAAACCAGCGUACCCAAGAACCGCUGCAAGCUCCACUCCUUCCGCCUCUCCUUCGACGAGCUCGGCUGGGGCCACUUCAUCGCCCCGCCGGUGUACAACCCUCGCUUCUGCCAGGGCGACUGCCCGAGGUUGCUCCACUACGGCUACCACUCCCCCAACCACGCCAUCAUCCAGACCGUCAUCAACGACCUGGGUGUCGGGGACGUCCCUCCUCCGUCCUGCGUGCCUUACAAGUACAUGCCCAUGAGCGUGCUGGUUGUGCACAAGAAUAAGGUGGACUACAGGGAGCUGGAGGACAUGGUGGCCGAGUCGUGCACGUGUCGCUAAAGACUCGGGAGCGGAAGCACUGAGAAAAGAGACUUAAAAAAGGGGGUGGAUGAUGAUGGGUCAUUUGUUUGAUCUACAGCUUGGCGGCUAACCACAAUGAGUUUGAGACUGGAAGGAGGAAGUUGUUGUGGUUUCAGAUCGUCACCAUCCCUGUUAAAGCACUUUAAAAGGCAGCUGCCGAAUGUGAACCAUGGGCCGUGCCGCUGGGAGGGGAGUCGCUACGUCCUGAUAUUCUGAAUUAUUGUGGCAUUAUUAUACUGUGACUCUAAUCUGGUGGAAAGGUGAAUGUGCUGAUUGCUGGAUUCAUAGUCACUAUAAAAGGUUGCAGGUAAUUUUGGAAGCAUUUUACGACCCUUGAGAGCAGCUUAACCAACUUGAUGUAAGUAGUAAUUUGAUUAAACUAAGCUAAAAGUAAAUUCCGGGGGAACUCAAACUAAACUUCUGCAGUAGCUUCAUAAACUUGACUAAACAUCAUGGGAACCUUUUAAGAAAACUGAUAACUUUAGGAUUAAGCACUGGUUCAUUUGUGUUUUUUGAAGUCAACCUUCGACAUCAAAUCACAGUCAUCUGAUGAAUAUUUUCUUCCUUCUGUCUGUCUGUGUAUUCGUUCUUUCUUUUCUGUCUUGUUCCUUUUUUUUUUUCUUUAAAAACCUCAUCUGUCUCACUUCAGGACUCUAAUAAUCAGCCAAAAAAACUCAUAGAUUUGUGUGUAAAAAAAAAAAAAAAAAAAACAUGAUGCCGCUGCGUGUGGCCAUGUUCCUCUGUGAGAAAUCAGACACUGCUUAAAAACAGAGAAAGUAUUUUAUCGACCGUGUUGGAUGUAACUGUAAAGGUCGUAUGAUGUGACAUUUUUGCUGUUUACAGUCUGAACUUUUGCAUUUUGUAAAUAUUUAUAAUAAAAGAAAAAGGGCUGCUACUGGCCUGUCUUAUAUAAAAAAUCAAAACAAAAUGAAGGAUUAUGAAGAGAAGCAAGUGUUGUAUGUUAAAGAAAACAGAAUUGUUGAGUGGAGUGGAAAAGAAUGCAAUUUUUAUUACGAGUGAAGA